Molecule: messenger RNA, 2602 nt
Organism: Octodon degus (degu)
Lineage: Eukaryota; Metazoa; Chordata; Mammalia; Rodentia; Octodontidae
Gene: Coro6
Product: coronin 6
Exons: 11
Coding region: 265-1686 (473 amino acids)
Biological process (GO): cell migration; actin filament organization
Molecular function (GO): actin filament binding
Source: RefSeq, a predicted model, not a curated record
CCCCGGUUGAUGGCAGCGGCAGCUGGGUCCGCAGCGGAGCGCGGCCCUGGAGAGCUGCAGGCAGCGGCCGGAGCGCGCAGCCUGCACCCGAGCCCAGACACCGCGGACGUCCGAGAGGCAGUUCUCUCGCCCCCGGCGCACUCCCGACCGGCUCCGCAGAGGAGUCGCAGCGUGAGCACACCCCCUGCCGGCUUAGGACCAGCUCACAGAACUAAGGACCAAAGGCAUUUCUGAGCACUAAGAUCCUCCACCUCUGCCGCAGCCAUGAGCCGUCGUGUGGUUCGGCAGAGCAAGUUCCGCCAUGUGUUUGGGCAGGCAGCAAAGGCCGAUCAGACCUACGAGGAUAUCCGUGUAUCCAAGGUCACAUGGGACAGCUCCUUCUGUGCUGUAAACCCCAAAUUCCUAGCCAUUAUCGUGGAGGCUGGAGGUGGGGGUGCCUUCAUCGUCCUGCCUCUGGCCAAGACAGGACGAGUGGACAAGAACUACCCGCUGGUCACUGGGCACACUGCACCUGUGCUGGAUAUUGACUGGUGCCCACACAAUGACAAUGUCAUCGCCAGUGCCUCAGAUGACACCACCAUCAUGGUGUGGCAGAUUCCAGACUAUACCCCUGUGCGCAACAUUACAGAACCCAUCAUCACACUCGAGGGCCAUUCCAAGCGUGUGGGCAUCCUCUCCUGGCAUCCUACUGCCAGGAAUGUCCUGCUCAGUGCAGGUGGUGACAAUAUGAUCAUCAUCUGGAAUGUGGGCACUGGAGAGGUGCUGCUGAGCCUAGAUGACAUGCAUCCAGACGUCAUCCACAGUGUGUGCUGGAACAGCAAUGGUAGCCUGCUAGCCACCACCUGCAAGGACAAGACACUGCGCAUUAUCAAUCCCAGAAAGGGCCAAGUGGUGGCGGAGAGGUUUGCAGCCCACGAGGGGAUGAGGCCCAUGCGGGCUGUCUUCACGCGCCAGGGUCAUAUCUUCACCACGGGAUUCACUCGCAUGAGCCAGCGAGAGCUGGGCCUGUGGGACCCGAACAACUUCGAGGAACCAGUGGCACUGCAGGAGAUGGACACAAGCAACGGAGUACUGCUGCCCUUCUACGACCCAGACUCCAGCAUCAUCUACUUGUGUGGCAAGGGCGACAGCAGCAUUCGGUACUUUGAGAUUACGGAGGAGCCACCCUUCGUGCACUAUCUCAACACGUUCAGCAGCAAAGAGCCACAGCGGGGCAUGGGUUUCAUGCCCAAACGAGGGCUGGACGUCAGCAAGUGUGAGAUCGCCCGGUUCUACAAGUUGCAUGAAAGAAAGUGUGAGCCCAUCAUCAUGACUGUGCCACGCAAGUCAGACCUGUUCCAGGACGAUCUAUACCCAGAUACACCCGGACCAGAGGCUGCCCUGGAAGCAGAGGAAUGGUUAUCCGGUCAGGACGCUGAACCCGUACUCAUUUCACUGAGGGAUGGAUAUGUGCCUCCUAAGCAUCGCGAGCUUCGGGUCACUAAACGCAACAUCCUGGAUGCUCGACCGUCCUCUGGCCCCCGCCGCAACCAGUCAGCCAGUGAUGCUCCCUUGUCGCAGCAGCACACCUUGGAGACACUGCUGGAAGAGAUCAAGGCCCUUCGUGAGCGGGUACAGGCCCAGGAGCAGCGCAUCACAGCUCUGGAGAACAUGCUGUGUGAGCUGGUGGAUGAUGGCACCGACUAGCACAUCCCUGUGCAGCUGAGCGACUGUGCUCAGUGCCCAGCAGGCAGGACAGACGAACCAGCCCAAUUCAAACUUUGGUCUGGGACUCACCUUCUUGGGCUGGGGUUGGAGGCAGGACUGGGAAGGAAAUUAUGCCCUCAUGGGAGACCUGGCAGAAAGGAGCUUAUGGGAGACCCGGGUUUGUCUGGCAGGGGCCAGACUGCACUCUUGCUCUGGAACUCAGCUCGAGCUGGCCUAAGAGACUACUGGGGUACACUAGGCCUGAGCAAUGGUGUUGUGUGGCAAGGUGGUAUCCUCCUCUGUCCUUGGCGCUAGGCGGGGGGUAAUGCUUAUUUAUUAGCAGAAUGCUUGGGAAUAUUGGGGAGUUUGGGCUUGACCUCAAAGGGUUGGUCACUUCACAGGUCUCCCCAGACUAAGUGGGAAAAAUGAGGGCACUUCUCCUUAUCAGAUAAUUUGACUCCACCAAUCUGAGUGAUAAAACCCAGUUCUGAGUUGACAGCACCCUAGUUCUACAGACACAUGCACAGCCUGCGCAACCCCGACCCGGGGUCUAUGGCAGAUGACAGGGAAGACUCUGCCAGAGAAAUCUCAGAACUGGUGUAAGAAAGCAGGUUCACACCACACACACACACACACACACACACACACACACACACACAACCAGCUUUGGCUGUGGCCUUAAUUCUGAGGAAAACAAAAUUAUGAUAUGUUUUACUAAGUGCAAAUUUGUUUCUCCUGCAUGGCUUGGAGCAGGCAAAGGGGAAACAGUCCCAGGCUCCUUGGAGAACUUAGGAAAUGCAAGCCUGGGCUCAGGACUCACUGAACAGCCUCUCACCCUGCAGUCCUCCUCACCCUGAGCAGGACUCCCCACCCUACCCACCCCAGGAACUCCUCCUCAGUAAAAUCAGGAACGAGC